AUGGGCCGCCACACGCUGCUUCUCGCACCCGAUUCCUCCCUUCUUCUCGCUGCCGAGAGACGCCUUCCGGAGCGUUGCACUGCGGGGGCGACUCAGCUGGUCUCCUCUCGUUCGUUCCUGCCUUCUUCUGCUCCGCAUAGAGCGCGAGGAAGGACGGAGCUUCGCUUCGAAGCAAGCCAUUCAACGCCUCUCUCCUAUUAUCCCUCGCCUGGUUCGACAGCAUGCGACAAACCGAGGCGUCUUUCCUCGUCUCCUCUUCGGAGACAGACGGGAAGGAGAGAGCGAAGAAAGGCAAAAGCGGCAAGCUACGCAAAGACAGCAGGUCUUGACAUCGAGCAGAGUCGACAGAGAGCAACUGUCUCAGGAAGAGAGCAAACAACGCGGGGAGGGCAACGUCUGCCGGAGGCCUAUGUUUCAUUCUCGACCUUUCCUUCGUCUCCUUCUCAUCGUCCUUCCUCGACGUCUCCUUCUUCUUUCAACUUCUCGUUUUCUCCCUCUGCCCCUCCCUUGGCCGUUCGUUCCGUCGUUCGCGGCACUCUCUGCUUCCCUCAUUGCCUGUCUCUGCUUCCUUCGUCUUUCUUCUGCUCCUCGUCCUGUUCUUCUCUUCGUUUUUGCUCCACGCGAGGAAAAAGAAGCGAAGCGAAGGGUGCAGAUGCGGCGACCGUCGUGACUCCCUCUGUCGCAUGCGAAAGCCUGGAAGAGAACGCAAAAGCGGAGACUGGCGGACCACUGCAGGACCAUCAACCUGUUUCUGAGAGAAUCGAGAGAGCAGAAGAAAACCGGGGAGGGAAACCGCGUCUGCGCGCUUUUGCCUUCAAUGCUGCCUCCUCGACGAUUGCUCGGCUUAUCUCGAGGAGAAGAAUACGGAGCAGUUCCCAAGCAACCAAGAGUAAAACUCGUCUUCUAGUCUUGAUACCUGCUUCCUUCUCCCCAAGUCCAUCUUCUCCCGGUCUUUCUUCCUCUUUAUCUUCCUCUCCUCCUUCCCAUCUUUCUUCUUCCUCAUGCCUCGUUUCACCCGUUUCCUCUUCUCCGUCUUUCUCUCCUGCGUCGUCCUCUCGACGCUGGCCGGGGGAGCGAAGUUCUUUCGACGCAGCAGUGGCUGAGGCGAACGCGCUGCUGCGGCGCUGGCCGUCGCUGUCUCCGUUCGUCUCUCCUCUCCGUGAGGAGACAGCAGCGGGCAAGAGAGAGCCUGGGAGUCUGGAGAGAGGGAACAAGCUCGGAGACACAGCACCGACAGAAAAGAGAGAAGCUGAAGAUUGCAGUGGCGAGGAAAGGACUGAGGGAGACGCAGCAUGGAUCGCGGAGGCACAGGAGGCCGUAAAGACCGUGGAGAGAGUUCGACGAGUUCUCUGCAUGGCGGACCCAGAGAGGAGCGGGCGGUGCGACUGGAGCGGUCAAGGAAAUUUCCCUUUUAUCCGGAACGAACAAGAACUUCGAAUGUUCUCCAGUGUCUGGUCUCGUCAUGUUGAGAAACUUCUUCUUUCGUUUCUCAGAGAGGCCUUUGAAAUCCAACAUGCGUUGCCCCCCUUCCUGACGCCUGCUGUCUCUUCUUCAUCUACUCUUCCUUCUCCCUCUUUUUCUUCUUCUCCCUCUUUUUCUUCUCCUUCUUCCUCUUCGUUCUCUUCUUUCUCUUCUUCCGCUUCUUCGGCCUGGCACCCGGAGUCUUCAGAACCUGUUCAGACACAAGAAGAGGGGUCAGGGCGUCUCGGCGGUUUUCUCGAGAGUCUUCCUGGAGACGCGAAGCGCGCGAGAUGCGUGGAGAGAGAGCUGCGCGCGUUGAGUCCCGAGGAAGAAGAAACAUUGAAUUCAGAUUUCUGGGAAGGACCGUUUGACGAGCACGCUGUUGUGGUCUCUCCGAUGGCCGCGCUGUCUCUGGAGGAGAUCGCAGAAGUAGCUCUGCAUGCAAAGAACAAACCUGAGUUUCGACGCCGCCCGGCUUUCUGGCUGUCUCUCACCUCCUGCGCCCUCGCGUACCUUCCGCAGGAGCAGACGCUCGGGAUGACGCCUCAGAAAGCAGCGGUGGGGAGGCGAAAUGAAGCGAGGACGAGGCGCAGCGGAGACGAGAGAGAACACUGGCUGAAGGAAGGAGAAGAAGGAGAUGAUGCAGGGGACGAAAGACUGCCGAGGAAAGGAAGAACGGGAGGUGAGACCAGACCGGAAGAGCAAGCAGUGGGGAGAGCAGGAGACGAAGACCAGGGACUGCUGAAAACGCCGAGACAAAGAGGCAGGCGAGAAGAGCGAACUCCAGAGAAGAUGGAAGUGAGCCGCGGAGAGGGUCCGCAGGCAUUGAGUUGGAGGUGGAAAGACAGCGAACGCGAAACAAACGACGAAGCAACGAGUGAAGGAGCACGACGGAGAGCUUCGAAGGCGCAUGCGCGACCGUGGAUCGACAUUCUUCUCGCUCUUGCGGCGACGCAGCAACUGAAAGACGCCCGCACAGCUUCUCAGCUGCUCUCCCAUAUUCGUCGAUACACGUUUCUCGCCUCUCUGGAUGAUCUUCUGCAUGCGUCGCACCUGCUCGCGGUGCUCCACGGAGUCCACUGGGGGGAGGCUCGAAAAGUCGAAGGAGCGGUGGAGUUCGCGGAGAACAGAGACAUCAGCAGAGCUUCGCCGGCGCUGGAGAAGAAGAAAGAGCAACGAAGAGGAGAGGCACACAGAGCCAAGAAGGACAGGGAGGAAGAGGAAACCACAAGGGGGAAACCGAAGAAGGAGAGAAGUUCUUGCGCUUCAGCAGUCAACGAGGAACCAGGGACGUCUCUCCUGUUGUCACAGUCCUUACCUUCACCUUUGUGUCCUCUUCAGAGUACCUCUUCGACUCCAUCUGUUGCUUCUCCUCCCUCUGCAUCUUCCUCUGCAACGGUUUCUUCUUCUUCUCGGCGGGUGCCGCCUUUCUGCAUCGAGGAGAGCGAGCAAACAGGCGAGGAAGCGCUGGCCUCUGAGGUCCAUUCCAUGCUGAGUUUUCUGCGGCGAAAGAGCCUCCUCCGGCGCAAGGAAAUGCCUCUAUGUGUGAUAGCAGCGGUGCUGCAUGCUCACGCGCUCUGGCAAGCCGCGGCUGUGGAGGCCUGGCGGAGACAGAACGACAAAGCGUCUCUCGCAGAGCCUCCCGCAUUCUCUCGAGUCGAAGAAUACGACGCGGUUGCAGAACGGCGAAUGCCGAAGGCGGCAAGAGACCCAGGACGAAACAGACAGCAUGCAGAAGAGGAGGAGAACGAAGCGGAGGAAGCAGAGACAGGCAGACGGCAAAUCGUCUCCUCGCGCAAAACUGACUCGCAGGACUUGUGGGGAGGAGAGCUGCGCCAACCGGAAAAAGGAGAACGCCAAAACGAAGAGCAAGACGAGGAAGAGCAAGAAAAGGAAGAGAAAGAAAAGGGAGAGAAAGAAAAGAAAGAGAAAGAAAAGGGAGAGAAAGAAAAGAAAGAGCAAGAAAAGGGAGAGAAAGAAGAAGGUGUGUGCGCGUGUGGUGAAGAGACAAAGAUGAGUUUGCGUUCUGGAACACAGACAGGACCUUUCCUGGAGUCCUGCAUGUAUCGAAGCAUUCCUUGCCUCUCUCUCGUCUCGUCGACGCCCAGUUUCUUCGGCCUCCUGGGACGUAGGGCGGCGACUCAGAUCUCUCUGGAGCGACUUCCUUCGGGGAACAGCGACAGCCAUCGAGAGGAGACAGAGAGACCAAAACGACGCAGACGCAAGGGGGACCUGAGAUACAUUGCUCUCCUUUUCGCGGCGUUUGCAAAGACGCGCUUGGAACUGCCGUCGAGUCUCCUGCGAGCUCUGGAAGCCCGGUGGGGGGUCGAGGAGAAGAGAGAGAGCGACUGCGAUAGGCGAGGAAACAAAGCAGAGGAAGCGAAGAUUCAAAAGCCUGCAGAGAGAGGGCAGAGAAGGACACAGAUGGAAGAAGAGAUCGUAGAAGAGGAAGACGAGCUUCUCAGGCGAAGAGGAAAAGAGCUCUUCUGCAGAGACGCAGCCACUGAGGAACUGCAAGAGGAGGCUCCACAGAGCAUCGUUCUCCUUCUCUCUGCGCUGAGUCGAAGCGAAGAAGGCAGACGAAGCGCGGCGUUUGCAGUGUUGGCGGGAGCGCUGACGAAGCGCGCACACCAGCUGGCGGGCCAGCAGCUCGCCAUGGGGCUGCAUGCCCUCUCUCUGGGGCACCCGUCCGUCGUGAAAAGGAACUCGCCAAGGCUGCUUUUCAGGUUCCUCUUCGACCAUGGACGACUUCACAAACUCUCCGGUUCGCACCUGCGUCUUGUUCUCGCUGCCCUGUCUCGAUCGCCGCCCCCUCGAGGAGGCCUCUCUCCCUCCACCGUCGACGCCUGCGCUCGCUUUGUCGACGCAUGCAGGGCUCCCCAUAAAAUGCCGCUCGACUGCCUCACUGAGUUGCUGCGUCUCCACAGCGUCUGCCGCGUUUUCGACUCUCAGUUCCUCAUGACUGCUUGGAAAGUUCUCCAGCGAAGAUCCACAGAACUCACCAGAUUGUCACAUGUGACUCGCAGCCUCCAAUCCUUGGCUGUCCUUCCGACAGAUUUGCUCUUGAAGGACGUUUCGUGGGUACGCCUCUCCGGCGCCGAGUGCAUGUCACAGCCUGAUCCCGCGACAAGACAUUCGACCUCUCCUCUCGCCUCUUCCUCUUCUUCCUCGUCUUCUUUCUCAUCUUCUUCCUCGUCUUCUUCCUCUUCUUCCUCAUCUUCCUCCUCAUCUUCUUCCUCUUCUAGCUCUGUGUCUUUCUCUGCUGCGACUCCGUUUCUUUCUCGACCUCUUCAAAAAGAAUCGCAUGCAGCGCUUAUCGCAUUCGUGGAAGCUCGCAGUCAGACUUUGUUGACGUUGGAGCGGCAAGCAGCGAAGGCGAUUUCGGGACUUCUCGCGCUUUCGCUCUCUUCUCGCGCCAACAGCAGUGCCGACUCCACUUUUUGCCUGCGCAUGCGCGGCCCUGCGGAACACCCUCUCGAGUUUCUCCCUGCGGUUGCGUCCUCGUCUUCGCUCUCGUCGUCUUCGCUCUCGUCUUCUCUGUCGUCUUCUCCCUUCUGCGCUUCCUCUUCCUCGACUUCUUCCCUGUUGGGCUUGCGCGACCGUUCUCCCUCCCGCACGGUGGCUGCAUGCGCGCAAUGUUCACUGGCAAAGGCGGACGAUGCGCGACUACGCCUCCCCUGGGGACAUACCCCGAGAGAACUCACCGAUCUGCUGCAUGCGCUCGCGCAGUUGAUUCCGCCUGGCACAGAGGCGCGGGAGGAAGGCGACCCUUCGUCCUUUCUCCUCGCCUUCGCCUCUCCAAAUCCCCCACAGGCGAAGGACUUCAUCUCCUUCACUCCUCCGCGGCUUCAACCUGCGUUGCUUCACACGCUGCUUCGCCUUGUGCAACAGCCUGAGUCUCUUGCCUUCUUCGCCUUUGACCCGACCAGCCUCGAGCGCCUCUUUGCGGUUUCCAUUCAUCUUUUUUCUCGCCUGGUGUCACAGAGAACAACUGCUGAAACGCGGCAAACCGGCUCGGCCUCCAUCCAGUCUUCUUCCCCGACAUCGUCCUCCCCUUUUUCUUCUUCUUCUUCUUCUUUUUCUUCUUCUUCUUUUUCUUCUUCUUCUUCUUUUUCUUCUUCUUCUUCUCAUUUCUCUGCUCCUUCCUGGUCGCACGUCUCCUCUCCCUGGGCGUCCUCCCGCCCUGAGCUGUUACCUCUCGAGAAAACGAUAGGCCUCCUGCACUCUUACCUUGCGUCAGCUGCUCCCCGACAUCUGUGUCCACUCGUCUCUCCUUCACAUUCGUCCAUGUCGCUCUUCCGCCUCUUCCCUCUCUUGCUAAGGGAGGAUUCUGCUUCUGCUCCCGCGACCGCGGCGCCGUCGCCUUUUGCGGAAGCCGCAGCGACGCAGAAAAAGCUGAACAAGGAGCAGGAAGAGAGACAAGGAGGUCGAGGAGAGACAUAUCUAGCUGAGAGAGCGGCGAAAGAACGCAGAGCCUUCGCAGCGCCCAGAGAGCGGGGCGGCGAUAUCAAGGAAGCCAUCAACGAAGCUCGGACUGUCUUCCGAUUAGGAUGCAACGCACCCUUCCUGUUUCGUCUGCCCUCUUCUUCACCUCUUUCGUCUUCGGCGUACGUCCGCGUUUCCUCUUCUUCAUCGCCUUCGACGUCUCCGUCCCCCGCGCCAGUCGCGUCUGCGUCGUCUCUCUCAACUCAGAUUGCCUCUGUUCUGGGGCAGUGCGAAAAGCAUGUUCUCUCGGUCGCCUAUUCACACGCUCUGCCCGGUCUUCUAGAAGCUCUAGCGUUUCAACCGAGCGAAGAAGAACAAGACGACAGAGAAAAAAGGGAACAGGGAGAAAGCGAAUCGCUGAGGCGGACGCAGCGUCUCGGAAGAUGCAGGCGACACCGAGGCGAUGAUCGACUUGCCGACUUCCAGAAAAGACGAAAACAAGGAGGAAAAAAGGAAAUCUUCCCUCGAGAGAAACCGCGUCUUUCUUGCACCAACGAGCCUCUCGCCUUCUCCACCCUUCUCGAUCUUCUUGUGGGCGUCUUGACUUUGUCGCUUCGGCGCCUUCUCUCUGCGUCUCUCCCUCCUUCGAGUCCAGACGCCACAGAGCAAGAUACCGGGAAGGACGAAGCAGAGAAGAAGGCGAUGCAAGGAGAGGGGCGUCCGGUGAAAGCGGAGGGGGGACAGAGGACGGGCAUAGAAAGCGAACGGAGAGCAGGUAAAACGCACCACAGAAGCAGAGUGGCGGAGAGCGAAGAUGCGGGAGAGAGAAAAGAAGAAGAGCUGCAACGCGAGAUUCUCGUACGCCUUCUGCGCGCCUUGGAGAAGAGCCGACUGAGUGCCGGCGACGAAGAGCGAGCGCCUGCUCUGAUCUCUCUGCUUUCCCUCGCUCUCAAUGGGCUCCAGUGCCUGCAGCCUGAACUCUGGGAUCGUUUCUCUUCUGCUCUCACUCGUCACCUGCGACAUCUGCAGUCUAAGCGAGACGAAGAAAGGCCUUCGCUGAGACCUUGUGGAGACUCUUUGAGCAUGCCUUUCUCGCCAGCUGUCCUGCCUCGGCUUCUCGCGCCUUCUGGUAACCACGCUGGUUUCCCUUUGCUUUCUGAGGAACGCGAGAGAGAGACCUCCGCUCUCCGUUCUUCAGAUGACCGUGACGUCCUGGACAGACGCGCAAAAGAAGGACCGCUUCCUCGCGGAGCGACCAGCGAGCACCGAGGAACAGGCCGACUGGUUCGUACGUUAGAAAAAGAGUCUCUCCGUUCGCAGCGGGAGCCUCUUUCCCCAGAUGUCAUCCAGGUUCCAUCAGACCACAAGCAUCUUUGUUUAGAGAGCAGUUCCCUUCCUGCAGAGAACGAAGGUUGCUUUCCGUCUGCCUCGAGCGGGGGCGCUCCCCCCUCCUUGUCUCCCGCGUCUCCUUAUCCGAAGCACGGAGGCAGCGAGGAGACACGACUGCGGUUGUCCACAGCGGAGAUGAAGACAAAGAGAGCCGAGCGAGAAGAAACGCAGCCGACGCAAGUGCAGACAAUCGCGAGCGAGAAACGGCAGCAGCAGGAGGAGAGAAGGAGGAGAAAGGAGGCGGCACGAUGGUUGUUGCCGUCUGCAGUCCAGACUGGAAGUUCCGGUCGAGGGUCAAAGUCAGGCGUUUCGCGUUUUUCGGGAUCUCUGGAAACUCGAGACGGAGCGCCGGAUUGGUCUCUUCGCUCAUCAGGCCGUGUCUCGUGGAGCCUUUGCUGGUGUCACCGGCGCAGUGUGGAGGCGUCGCAUGCAGCUGCGGCAUUUCUUUUUCAAGUUUUCUGCCGAGUUUCGGAGGGCGCGACAAGGCUGGGCACCGUGUCUGAGGAGCCUGGCGACCCGCGAGAGAGCGACGGUCCCUGUGCCUCUCUGCCGCCGGCGAAUCCCAGAGACGGCUGCAGGAAGGAAGUUCCUCACUGCGCGUCUCCGCGUUCUCGCGAAGGCGUUUCGAGGGACGUGCAAGUCCGCGAAACUCAGCAGACUCAGACAGCCGCUGCGUCUCGUCCUCGCUUGCAGCCUGCGCUGCGUGGAACCGCAGUGGCUCUUGACUCGCUGGUUGCCCUCAGCUGGCGCCUCGUCUCCGUCGGAGGUCGAAGCAUUUUCCGUGUAGACUUAGCGCGGCAGGAGAAGAGUGAAGCGAAGCAGCCGAAGACGGCGACAUGCGGAGACCGCAGGCCGAAUCGCAUGCGCAUCUACUUUUUCUUGCUGGCGCCGGACGAUGUUUUCUUGUUGCCUGUCUUUCGGCGACUUGGUCCUUCUCUCGGCUCUUCCUCGUUGUCACCUCUUUCCCUCUCGCCAGUCCGCGAGCACACGAAGCUUCCACAACUCUCUUCCUCGUCGAGUGCCUCUCUCGGCUCUGCGUCUUCGACAGCUGAUCCUGAGAAGAUUCAACAGCGGGAGAAAAGGGAGACGGCGAAACGCUCUUCUGCACUCCAGUGUGAAGAGGAGGAAUCGCCAGGCAAAAGUUCUCUAUCAUUUUUGCCGCACAGUUCCGAUGCGACGCUUCUCCACCCGAGAGUGUUUCUUGAACUCUACGUUGCCGACAAGGUCUUGACGCAACGCGCGAAUGCAUGCGUUGUCGAGUCCAGUUCGUCGCUCAGCGAAGAGAGUUUCUCAGACCGCCCUGCCAUCCGACUCGUGCCCCUCCUGACGCAGGACUUACGAGGCCUUUUCGCGAGUGCUCAGGACGAUCGGGAAGCUGUCAGAUAUCUCAUCCAUUCAGUCGUGAAAAGCUGUUUCGCUUGA
Toxoplasma gondii ME49 is the source of this 8697-nucleotide messenger RNA. RefSeq lists its product as hypothetical. Gene Ontology annotation, biological process: nuclear membrane organization. Gene Ontology annotation, cellular component: nuclear envelope. The record is from RefSeq and is a predicted model, not a curated record. Bases 1 to 8697 code for a protein of 2898 amino acids. Lineage: Eukaryota; Apicomplexa; Conoidasida; Eucoccidiorida; Sarcocystidae. The transcript has 16 exons.